CUUGAGUCUGAGUCUUGACAAGCGCAAUGACCAAGUUCCAUGUAGUGUUCAUCUCUACCCCAGGUAACAUUGGGAACCUUGUUCCAACUGUUGAAUUUGCCCGCCGCCUCACCAAUCACGACCCCCAAUUCUUCGCCACCAUUCUCAUGAUCGACAUAGCAGAAAGACCCAUCGUCAACGCCUACAUCCGAUCGUGUGUUGCCACGGCCACCGACAUUAAUUUCAUCAACCUCCCUCCCGUGGAUCCCCCGUCAACGGAUGAGUACCAAACUUACUUAGGUUACAUAUGUCUGCUCAUAGCAAAGCACAAACUCCACGUAAAAAAUGCAAUCGCUCACCUCAUUUCAACUGAGUCCACGUCCGACUCCGAUAGUAAUACUGUCCGAGUUGCUGGCUUGUUCGUUGACAUGUUUUGUACAUCUAUGAUCGAUGUGGCAAACAAGCUAGGCAUCCCUUGUUAUCUUUACUUCGCUUCUCCAGUUAGCUUUUUGGGGUUAAUGCUUUAUCUACCAACUCUAGAUGCCAAAUUCGCAACUGAGUUUGUUGCCUUGGACAGUGGGUUGAUGGUCCCCAAAGACCCAGCAGCAGCCAGUGCCAGUGGGUUAACCAUCCCGGGCUUUGCCAACCCCGUACCUUACCGGGUGUUGCCCAAUUCGGUGUUGUACAGAAAACAGGACGGUUAUUUCUGGUAUCUACACCAUGCACGCAGGUACAAAGAAACCAAGGGGAUCGUUGUGAACACGUUUAGAGAACUGGAAUCUUAUGCCAUCGACUCUGUCUCUAAUGGGAAUGAUGAUUGGCCUCCCAUCUAUCCCAUUGGUCCAGUUCUUGACCUUGUUGGACCGGCACAGUGGCAUCCCCAACAAGCUCAGCAUGGUAGCAUCAUGCAAUGGCUCGAUAACCAACCUCCUUCAUCCGUGGUGUUCUUGUGUUUCGGCAGCAUGGGAAGCCUUAGUGAGGCGCAGUUGAGGGAAAUAGCAGUGGGACUAGAACGGAGCGGAUUCCGGUUCUUGUGGUCUAUCCGCGAACCGCCGAAAAUGAAAUUGGACCUUCCGGGCGAAUACACGAAUGUGGAGGAAAUCGAGAUGCUGCCUCCAGGGUUCGUUGAUCGAAGCCGAAGGGCUGGAACUGGGUUGGUUUGCGGAUGGGUCCCGCAAGCUUUGAUAUUGAGCCACCAAGCAAUCGGAGGGUUCGUCUCACACUGUGGAUGGAAUUCCAUCUUGGAGAGUAUAUGGUAUGGUGUUCCAAUAGCCACGUGGCCGCUCUAUGCAGAGCAGCAACUGAAUGCCUUCGAAUUGGUGACGGAGCUGGAACUGGCUGUGGAGAUCCGAGCGGAUUACAGGAAGGGCAGCGACUUGGUGUCUCCCGAGGAGCUGGAGAGAGCGCUGCGGCGUCUGAUGAAGGGCAAUGAUGAGGUUAGGAGAAAGAUGAGGGAAAUGAAACAGAAGAGUAGGGUGGCUCUCAUGCCAAAUGGAUCAUCAUACAAAUCGCUGGCUUCUCUGAUUGAGGAGUUAACGGCAGAGAGAGCGAUUAAAAAAGUGGAAAUACUUGAGUAACAAGCAGCACUGAAAUGGUGGAUCGGUGCGUUGCUUUUGUCGUAAGGCGAUAAUACAUUACAUACUAGUAAAUAGUAAACAAAAGUAUCGUCUUUUGGUUUUGGAGGGACCUUCGCUCUAUGUAUGUAUGUUUCAGUCAAAAUUGAAAAAGUACGAUUCUAAAGUACUUUUAAUGAUUUCCAAAAUCUUUUUCUAUAAUGAUCUCUGGCCUCGCCCAGCUGUGCAAGUGUUACAGUUCAAAAAGAUGAGCCGAGCAGAUGCAAUCUGCAUAGAAUCUGCGCGUACCAUGGACGUUUCUUUAUGAGAUUGUGAUGGUUCUAAAUUUUAGCUUCUUUAAAUGUGGUGGCAUUUAUUGAGAAAUGACCUAUCCAACUUCAAGGGAGCUCAGUAAAGAUACUAACUCAUCCUUUAGUUCUUUCAUCUCCAAGAUCUUGAGCCCUUCCUUCAUAGGCCUGUAAGCUUGACAAGCUCUCUUUACAAAAUCCUCGUCAAGUUGCUUGCUAACUGUUUUAAGAAAGGUAUUUUUGCUUGCUCCUUUUUGCAAGUUUUAAGUUGAGUAUUGAAUUUGACUUUAAGAAUGUUCUAUCGUGGAUGGCUAAUACUGAUACGAGGUCUUGAAAUUAAUUAGAUU
Molecule: messenger RNA, 2187 nt
Organism: Theobroma cacao (cacao)
Lineage: Eukaryota; Viridiplantae; Streptophyta; Magnoliopsida; Malvales; Malvaceae
Source: RefSeq, a predicted model, not a curated record